AUGUUUGAGAAUAUCGGCAUGUAUGCGAGGGUCGCUGCGUUCAUUUUCGCCCUCGCCGGAGAAGAAAUCCGCAACAUCGCCGGCGGCAUUGUCACUCGCCAACAAGCCCGUUGGUUUGGGAGCACACCAUUCGAAGACCGGAGGUUUAAUAUUGUAAUAGUCGGCGCGUCAUUCGCAGGUUACCAGGUGGCUCGUAUCAUCGCUAAUAACCUUCCUCCACGGAGCCCCUAUCGAGUCAUCGUGAUCGAGCCUAGCAGCCACUUUGUGUUUACUUGGGUUCUACCACGCUACUGUGUAGCUAAAGGGCAUCAACACAAGGCGUUUGUGCCCUAUGGGGGCUACACCGAUGCUGCGCCAGAUGGGGCUGUGAGAUGGAUCAAGGACCGUGUUGUCAGCGUUACCAGAGAGAGCGUUGAGUUGCAAGACUCCAAAGAGGUCAUUCCUUACAGCCACCUGGUCAUCGCUACUGGAUCUAAUGUCAAGCAUGGUCUCCCUUCGCGGGUUCACGAAACCGAGAAGAGUGCUGGGAUGAAGCUCUUGCAACAGAUGCAGCAAGAGAUAGAAAGAUCCAAGGAUCUUGUGGUGGUGGGUGGGGGUGCAGCUGGCGUCGAGGUAGCCACGGAUGCCAAGGCAAAGUAUCCUGACAAGAAAGUUACGCUGGUCCACUCCCGAAAUGCGCUGAUGCAUCGGUUUGGGGAAAAGCUGCAAGUAGCUGCGCUCCAAGGGACGGAGAAGCUGGGUGUUGAGGUUAUUCUUGAAGACCGCGUAGUCGGACGGAAUGAGAGUUCCAAAACUGUGCAUUUGAAAUCAGGCCGAGAGCUUGAUUGUGAUUUCAUGAUAAAUUGUGUUGGUCAAAAGCCUAGCUCAAAUCUUAUCGCUCAACUCUCGCCAACUUCUAUUUCUACGACUGGCCACAUCAAAGUUAGACCUACUCUUCAAGUGGAAGGUGAAGACUUCUCCAACAUCUACGCAUGUGGUGAUGUCGCAGACACCAAGACACCGAACCCAAACGCCCGAUCAGCAAGUCGCCAAGCAGUCGUUGUGGCCAGAAAUAUUCUCCUGGAAGCACAAGGUAGACUUCCAGAAAAUACUUACGAAAAUCAUUGGGGCGAUGGCGUUAUCAAAUUAACCUUAGGCUUGGAUCGCUCAGUUGGGUAUAUCGGCGAUGACGAGUCUGGAUUGCUUUUUGAAAGCCGGGAAAAGGCUGAGGAACUCAUGGCAGCAAAUUGUUGGAGACAUAUGGGAAAGAAGCCAUACGAAGAUGAUACUAAGCUCUCGUGA
Molecule: messenger RNA, 1281 nt
Organism: Clonostachys rhizophaga
Lineage: Eukaryota; Fungi; Ascomycota; Sordariomycetes; Hypocreales; Bionectriaceae
Source: the annotation of a GenBank genome assembly